AUGAUGAGGACAAAUGGCUAUCAAGAUAAUCACACGUUAAUGGUACCUUAUUUCUCACCCAGUGAUUUAGCACAUGUAAAAAUUUGUCCAUCAGCCAAAUGGAGUCCGAAAGGAGAGAUUGUUGCUGGCAUAAACGGUAAAGGAUCAGGACCUGACCAGUUCGAUACUCCAUAUGAUAUAUUUAUUGAUGAAUACAACAAUAUGUUCGUCGCUGAUUCAUUAAAUCAUCGAAUACAAAAAUGGCCACCUGGUUCUACGAAAGGGGCGACCGUAGGAUCUAUGGCUCGGCCUUUAGUUGGAAUACCAUAUCCAACGAAAAUAUUCGUGGAUAGCGAAGAAAGUGUUUAUGCUCUCGAUUACGGACAUGAUGAAAACAAUAAUAGCAUUGUCAAAUGGAGAAGAGGAUUAGGUAAUAAUGGUACGCUUGUCAUAAACGAAGGUAUUGCUAUCGGUGGAUUGUGUGGGGAUAUGGAUGGAAAUCUGUAUAUAUCAGACUAUGAUAAAAAUGAAAUACUAAAAUGGUCACCAGGAUCUACGAAAGGAAUACUUAUGGCUGGGGGAAAAGGAAGAGGCAAGGCACUGAUUCAAUUUGACGGUCCCCGAGAGCUUUACGUUGACGGAACGCACAACAUAUACGUAAAUGAUGAACAAAACUACCGUGUUCAGAAAUGGAGGCCAGACCAUAUAAACGCUGCCACUGUUGCAGGCGGUAUCAAAUGUUUGAACGACUUUGCCGUUGAUAUGGACGGCAAUGUCUAUACAGUAGACAGCUGCAACUCAAUAGUGCAGAAGUGGAGUCCGCACUCGAGCACACCUAUCACAGUGGUUAAUGGAGAUCCAAGCGGUAUCUACGCAAUAUCUUUCGAUACAUACGGAAAUAUGUUCCUUUGUGAAGGGAAUGAGAAUCGUAUACGAAAGUAUUCAAUUAUUUACAAUGAUUGUGUGGAUGGAAAGUGGGGACCAUGGGACGCUUGGAAUAGUUGUAAUAGCACAAAUGGUGUUGAACGACAGAGCCGAACCCGUAUUUGCAAUGGAACGAUAUGUAGCGGAAUAGCUUCAUUGAAUAUGGCAAGAAAAAACAGUUCGCAUGAAAAAGAAAUUUCAGAAAUUUUAGCUGAUUCAAACUCCGAUUAUGAUACUGAAAUUUACACUGACUCCGAUGAUUCAACAGCAGAUUCUGAUGAUUCAUUAUCAGAUUCUGAUGAAAAAGCAGAAGAACCACCACGAAAAAAGAAAAGAAGAGAAUUUCUCAACUGGAAACCUGAAAGAUUGACUCCUAAGUCAU
This is a messenger RNA of Didymodactylos carnosus, 1285 nucleotides long. NCBI's taxonomy places the organism in Eukaryota, Metazoa, Rotifera, Eurotatoria, Philodinida, Philodinidae. The record is from the annotation of a GenBank genome assembly.